This is a messenger RNA of Carassius carassius (crucian carp), 1787 nucleotides long. RefSeq names its product alpha-2B adrenergic receptor-like. Gene Ontology annotation, cellular component: membrane. The coding region runs from base 302 to 1681 and encodes 459 amino acids. The record is from RefSeq and is a predicted model, not a curated record. Gene Ontology annotation, biological process: adenylate cyclase-activating adrenergic receptor signaling pathway. The transcript is spliced from 2 exons. Gene Ontology annotation, molecular function: adrenergic receptor activity. NCBI's taxonomy places the organism in Eukaryota, Metazoa, Chordata, Actinopteri, Cypriniformes, Cyprinidae.
UUUUUUAUUUUUUUAUUUGUUUGUUUAUUUUUGGACUUGCAGAUCGGAGCACAUAUAUGAACGAUAUAUCUAAUAUAUUAAAUAUAUCAUUGUAUUUAAAAUCCGUUUGACUUAUGCUGGGGUUCGAGAAAGGAAGUACCUGGAGGAUGUCAUUCUCUGAUUGAUGGAAAAACCCAUUUUAGUCAUUUCACGAUUUUCAACUAUUUUCUAAAAUAAAUCAGGUUUUGGAAGGAUUAAUUUAGGAUUUAAGUCUACUUCAAAGACUUAUUUUGGACUUCUCUGUCUAGCCUGGAAUUUCAAUAUGGCCACAACACUACAUUCAGGAGAGACUUUGAAAAAUCUUAGUUCUGAGGUUAAAGCAUGCAGUUCCAGUUGUUCUUAUUCUCCUGAAACCACAGCUGCAUUUGCCACCUCAAUGACGCUGAUCAUGCUCUUCACCAUCUUCGGGAACAUCCUGGUGAUCAUCGCAGUCCUGACGUGUCACUCUUUACGAGGACCUCAGAACCUUUUCCUGGUGUCCAUGGCUGCAGCAGACAUCCUAGUGGCCACAUUGAUCAUUCCGUUCUCCUUGGCCAAUGAGCUGAUGGGCUACUGGUACUUUGAGUCAUUUUGGUGUGAGAUCUUCUUAGCGCUGGAUGUGCUCGUCUGCACGUCUUCCAUUAUACACCUGUGUGCCAUCAGCCUGGACCGCUACCUGUCCAUCUCCCGGCCGGUGCAAUACCCGACCCAACGCACCCCUCGCAAGAUCAAGGGGGCCAUAUUGUUGGUGUGGCUCAUCUCUGCGGUCAUCUCUUUCCCCCCGCUGGUAUCCAUGAAUAAGAACCCGCAGGUAUCCAGCAAUAAGACCCUGCUGGCAAAGGAUGGUGGCGGCCCUCAGUGCAAACUCAACGAGGACCCCUGGUACAUCCUGUACUCCUCCAUUGGGUCGUUCUUCGCCCCGUGCCUCAUCAUGAUCUUGGUGUAUGUUCGCAUCUAUCAGAUUGCCAAGAAGCACACUAGAUGUCAUCCGGGAGAGCCGAGGAAAGACUCUGCAGGUGGUGUGCCACCAGGCCGAGAGCUGCAGAACGGGAAAAAACAGGGAGGUGUUGACCCUGUGAAUGUCCCUAAUAUGACUGGAUCCAGAUUUAACACUGUAAACCAGCCUCAACCACCAGUAGAAAGUCGGCAGCUGAUGAAACAUUCAAGGAUGUACAAGUACAACGAGGACAGUUCAAGCUCCGGCUCUGAUGUCGCAGUAGUUAGAGGAUAUAAUGCCAACGGGACAACCUCCAGUGUGGGGGAGCUGGAGCCUGGCCACCAGACAUCCACACAAACCCAAAUGUACAGAAAAAUCAUCAUAAAGUCAAAGGGCAGCAAGCUGGCCUCUUCAAACAUGAAACCAGCAGGAACUCAGAACACCAAAAGGAAAGCCAUCAUUAUCCGUGAGAAGCGGUUCACAUUCGUCCUAGCGGUCGUCAUUGGGGUUUUCGUUGUCUGCUGGUUCCCGUUCUUCUUCAGCUACAGCUUGAAAGCCAUUUGUCCAGAGGCUUGUAAACUACCAGAGCCACUUUUUAAUUUCUUCUUCUGGAUUGGCUACUGCAACAGUGCCCUGAACCCACUCAUCUACACCAUCUUUAACAGGGACUUUCGUAAAGCCUUCAAAAAGAUUCUGUGUAAAAAAUAUAAGGACUCUUCUUUAUGAACAGACAACACUGGGGAAAAAAGGGUUUCAUAGGCCAACAGUAAAUUGGCAUUUGAUUUCUCUAAAGGAGAUCCUUGCAGAACCAGUUUGUUUCUGCAAGUUUUAC